Saprolegnia diclina VS20 is the source of this 836-nucleotide messenger RNA. RefSeq lists its product as hypothetical. The transcript is spliced from 3 exons. Gene Ontology annotation, molecular function: protein binding. The record is from RefSeq and is a predicted model, not a curated record. NCBI's taxonomy places the organism in Eukaryota, Oomycota, Saprolegniomycetes, Saprolegniales, Saprolegniaceae. The annotation marks the transcript as partial.
AUGUCCGACGACAGUGCAUCUCGCAUCGCUUGGCUGGCCGACCAGGCAGAAAAGCUUCAAAAUAGCGUCGUGAACGUUCACCAAGGGCUCUCGCUCGCACCGUCAUUGUACUUCAGCACUCGUCGAUGCACGUACAGCGACGUCGUGUCAAUUGUCACGACCGUGCAGACGCAGUCACGGAUCGCAUCGGCCCAACAAAGCCACGCAAGGCGUCACAACCAUGCCGACACAUUCAACGACCCGCUCUAUGUAAACCCUCUCCAAAACGACCGUGACCGCGACCGCGACAACCUGGAGCGCUACCGCAAAGCCCUCUCGUUCGAGCGAUCUAUCUUUAUGUCCAAGCUAGAUUCACACCGCCACACCCGCCUUGAGGGCGAGUACAAGGCCGCAUGUACGAUUCAGCGCACGCAGCGCGGCCAUGCGCUCCGUAAGAAUCUCGACCGACUCAAGAAGACUCUCGUCAUUCGGAACAAAGUACGCGUCGCAAUGAAGGACGUGACGUACGGCACUGGCAUCAUACUCGAGGAGAAGGACCGCACACGAGCGCGAUUCCACGAGUGCACGAAUGCAGCGGUGCGCAUACAGCGUAUCUUUCGCCAGCGCCUCGCACUUGCCAUUUGCCGCAAAGAGGCGCGUAUGGUAGCGGAAGAAGUCCUCAACGACUGUGCGCGCGUGAUCCAAUCCUACGUCCGGCAGCGCCUGGCGCGUUGCUACGUGCGCAAAAUUCGGCUCCGGCACUACGAGCUUUUGUGCCUUCGCCUUGCGCUGCUUCUACAGCGACUCUACCGAGGGUACAUUGCGCGCGGUGUCCUUCGCAUGCGCCGUUACUGUCU